Molecule: messenger RNA, 3297 nt
Organism: Myripristis murdjan (pinecone soldierfish)
Lineage: Eukaryota; Metazoa; Chordata; Actinopteri; Holocentriformes; Holocentridae
Gene: fastkd1
Product: FAST kinase domains 1
Exons: 15
Coding region: 475-2979 (834 amino acids)
Biological process (GO): mitochondrial RNA processing; regulation of mitochondrial mRNA stability
Cellular component (GO): ribonucleoprotein granule; mitochondrial matrix
Molecular function (GO): RNA binding
Source: RefSeq, a predicted model, not a curated record
GCCCGUGCAGUAAAAGGAGCGCACCCAGUCCUUGACUUUGUGCGUUAUGUCACUGUGGGGCUAGGGAAGUGGGAUCUUUUAGCACACAUGCUAACGCUGAGUUUGUACGAGCACUAACCAUAUGUGCCUGUGAGAGGUAUAAACCGUAUUCCCUGUGUGCAGACAGGAGUGUCUCUCUGAGCUGAGCGAGGUGCGUCCGAGGCUGCAGGCCCUCCUUUUGUCCUCGUCUCCUCAGUCCAGCUGAAAAGCGCUUUAGCUAACCCAGUGGUCGGCAGCACGCCUGACUGUGGAGGCAAGACCAAAGAUGUCAUUGGGCCUAAGGAGCACCUAACAUCUACUGCCUACAAAUCCUGAUCCCGUGGAUGUUAUGUUAUCACCAGCUGGCCCACCUGUGGGACUGAUAGUCAGUGGACCCUCCACUGUGUCAUAAUGAGGACCUCAGUUUGUACUUGACUUGGGCCGAGGUGUGUGGCUAUGUUUCGAUUCCGGCUGGUGAGCUCCUGCCUCCGCAGGUGCCUUCAUGGUGGGACGGUGAACCAAAGCCAGGUCCUGGAGCAGCUUCAGCUUUGCUCUGCUGAAGACCAAGUGUUUGAGGUGGUGGGCAAGAACAAGGCGAAGCUGGCCGUGAGCCAUGUUGCCUGUGCUGUGGGAAUGCUGUGGCAGUUUCAGAAAGAGAAGCCACAGAUGCUCAGGACUAUUGACUUCAUCAAGAGCCACCCACAGUUUUUGACCCUCCGGGUUUUGGCAGAGAACAAGAUCACCCAUAUGGAUGACAUCAUGUUGGUAGACAUGCUGUACAAUGUUCUCAGGCUUAAUGUGGAUUUUCACGACUCUCUCGUUCAGCAGCUGGUGUCAGAGGCAUGGCUCAGGAUAGACAGAUUUCCAGUGUCAUCCCUCUCCAAGUUUGCCAUUUGUCUAAGUGAUCAGUACCUGCAACACAGUCCUCUGAUGGGCUGCAUCACUAAUAUUCUGGACCAGAAGUUGUCCUCUAUUAAUGAUGCCAGAGUUCUUACUACACUGAUGAUUAGUGUGUCGGCCUUGGUGUCUCCUCGCCUGCGUGAUGCGCUCAUCAGCAGGGCAGACCAUGUCCUGGACACCACGGAUCCCUUGAACUACAACAACCCCCGACGAGUAGUGCAGUUCCUGCGCAACAUCAAGUUCAGCCACCGGCCUCUGCUGGAGAAGUGCAACCAGAUUAUCUUGUGCAACAUUCCCAGGCUGGAUGCAGAGAACAUCAGCAUCAUCAUGGGGCUUUACCAGUCCUUGCAGUUCAGUAACUGUGACUUCAGGCUGGCUGCUAAACAGAGACUCAUAGAACUGAUCGAUUCAUGCACUGAUCCUUUCUCCUUCACUAAACUGUUUGUGGCUCUCAGUCCUAUGGCCAGUCCAGAGAUAAGAGAAGGGUUGGAGAACACAGCACUCCUACUGGCAGAUGAGUUAAAUGCACAGCAGGCCUUGGCUAUUGUUGAAGCGCUGGAGGAGACGCACUGCAGGAACCUUAGCUUGAUUAACAAGAUGGCAUCAGUAAUCCAAAGUAGCCUUCAUGUCUUCAAACCAGUGGAGGUAGCCAGAGUUACCCAAGCCCUUUUUCUGCUGCACUACCAGAACCCUGAACUCUUCAAUAAACUAAGGAACAUUUUGGUCAACUUUUUGCAGGACAGCGUCUUCCCCUAUGAAGUGACAAUGUUGACCCGUGUCCUGUCCAUGCUGCCGUGCCCACGACUUGAAGAGGGUGUGAUGUCACGGGUCGAUGCGGUGCUGACCCAGUGUAAUCUCAACGACCUCAACACCUUUGCUCUGACCAUCGCCAAAUGGGUGCGCAAUGACCCGUCCUAUCGACACAACACUCCCAGCAAGUAUGUGCGUCUGCUGCAGACUCUGAACCACUGUGGGCAUGUGAGGCUGAACACCAUCGACAGGCUGGACUUGGUGCUUGAGGAGCUGAAGUACAUCUCAGGGGAGUGGUUUGAGGAGAUGCUGCUGGAAGAGACCAUGGUCACACUGCAGAGGCUGGCAGACCAGAUAAGCUGGACUAAUGUGCCUGAGCUGGCCAUCUUCUUAACCAGGACGAAUCACCUCUGCACUCCUCUGAUGGAGCGUAUAGCCAGUGUAGCCAUCAAAGACAUUGACAAGAUUCACCACUCAGCGACGUAUGCCACCCUGCUACCAUUUGCCGUACUGAAUUAUGAUUCUCCAAAAGCAGACAAGCUAUAUGAUACAUGCAUUCAGCGCUUUACCCCUCACAUCAGUUCCUUUGACCCACAUCUGUUAGUUCUCCUUGCCUACGCCUUGGCAGUGGCUGACUGUUUUCCUGAGGAACUAGUUCGAGAAAUCUUCAAUAUAAACUUUCUGGGAAAGCUGGAUUCCCAGCUCGAAACCCUGCCUGAUGCCCUGAACAUGAGGAUCCGACUGCGUCUCAUGGAGCUGAAUCGUGCCGUGUGUCUUGAGUGCCCUGAAUUCCAGGUCCCAUGGUUCCAUGAACGCUACUGCCAGCAGCUGCAAAGGAAAGGGAAUGCCUCUAUCAGUCCUGUGCAACAGCAGAUCCACAAAAUGCUGGGUGAAGUCCUCGGUGGCAUUAAUUGUGCCCGAGUAGCAGUCCUCACCCCGUAUUUUUACACUGUAGACUUUGAGUGUGUACUGGACAGACACCAUCAGCCUGUGGCUUACAGUGAGCCAAGCACACUGCGGAUUUCGGACAAUGGAAAGGUUCACUGGGGAUCCAGCUCACUGGAAAAAGCCAGGAAUGAGUUGCCACCUGGAGCACAGCGUGUUGCUGUGGACUUCUUGGAUUCAAAGUCCUUUUGCAAAAAUUCUCAUCAUAUAAAAGGUGAAGCCAUGAUGAGAAAAAGACACCUUGAAAUUCUGGGGUAUCGUGUUGUUCAGAUCCCUCACUUUGAGUGGAACUCCAUGGAGCUUUCGACACAGGAUGCUUGGAAGGAAUAUCUGAAGAAGAAAAUAUUUACUGAGGUUUCUCCUUGAGAAAUGUAUUUAUCGAAGUAACUGUGAAAAUAAUGUUACAUUCAGUACCGAGCUCUGGAAGUGUUUUUGAAAAUUUGAAGGCAUAGUGACUGACAGGGGUGAAGUGUUAUAAAAAGCAGUACAUUCAUAUUUAUCAAAUGCGCCUUAUUUUUCCCCAAACAGCCUAGAUUUUACAUGAAGCUACCUCAUUCAUGUUAAAAGAAACUAUGUAAUGCUUUUGUAUUAAAAUUUGGAAGUUUUUAAUAAAACAUAAAAGCAUAUAAUAUGUGUAAUACAUUUUAUAUCACUGGAUUAUAGUCAGUGGAAUUAAAUACAUCC